Messenger RNA from Lates calcarifer (barramundi perch), 6559 nucleotides. It is a transcript of the gene pde4a, whose product is annotated as phosphodiesterase 4A, cAMP-specific. Bases 1043 to 3412 code for a protein of 789 amino acids. Gene Ontology annotation, molecular function: 3',5'-cyclic-AMP phosphodiesterase activity. The record is from RefSeq and is a predicted model, not a curated record. The transcript has 15 exons. Gene Ontology annotation, cellular component: cytosol; perinuclear region of cytoplasm; nucleus. Gene Ontology annotation, biological process: signal transduction. NCBI's taxonomy places the organism in Eukaryota, Metazoa, Chordata, Actinopteri, Centropomidae.
AGAGAGAGAGAGAGGGAGAGAGAGAGAGGGAGAGAGAGGUGGUGGUGAAGCCAAUGUUUGUCGUCGAACUCCAGCAAAUAUGAGGAUGGGAAGAUAAUGGCCCACACUGCACAGGAUGACUGAAUCUCCGCAAUUAUCCAUUUGUGUCCCUUUAUGAUGCAUUCUGACAAAACCAAACCUGAAGAAGAGAGUCUGGGCAGCACAGAACAAAGGAUCGCAUGUGGCUUUUGGACAUAUCCAACCAUUCUUCAGACCAUCCUGGUUUAUUGUAAAAAAAGAAAGGAUGCUUACUGAGUCCAGUUUAACAUCUUACUGAAAUCACUGGAUCAAGCAUUCUCCAUGGAGGAAUUACUGGAGACUUGAGCGGCGUAUGUGCGCGCAGAGACGCCGUAGCUCUACAUGAACCGUGAUAGAUUGAGUACUUUUAUGGAAAUUGCUUGGAAAUUUCAGCUCAGCUGAAAGACAUACGGGCAGCAAUAAUACCGUACCACACACACACACACACACACAGAAAGAGAGAGAGACAGAGAGAGAGAGAGAGAGAGCGAGAGAGAGAGAGAGAAGCCAGCGCCGGCGAUCUGUGUGUCUCUGCAAUAAGUGGCUGAUAAAAAGCAAUAAAUUCUCUAAAAUAAAUACAGUCAUCCGUUUGUGCGCCAUGGGCGACGAGGCGUCAAACUUCAGGAGAAGCAGCAGGACCGGUGUCUCAUCACCAAAACCCAGGACUGGUGAGGAUCACGGAAGAGCGGAGAUUCUGGGCUAAAUUAAAACUGAUCACCACUGAAAACAAUGAGAUUAAUGAUUUUUGGAUGACUUGUCAGAUCACCACUGUGACAGUUUUUGAUGUUAUUCAGAAAACAAGAUUCAGAUCCGGGCUGUGCUGGACUUGGUCACUUUGAUUUGUUCGCUCAGAGAUCAAGUGGCAGAGAGGGACAUGAGACGUUUUGUUUUGUGCUUGAAAUAAACGAAUACAGCCAUAUUAUCUGAUCAAUAAGUUUUUUUAAAAAGGGGGAUCUUUAUUUAUUUUUUUUUUUCUUUCUGCACUAUGAUGGAACCACCACCAUGCUCGAAGAAGAGCCUGUCCCUGUCGCUCCCGGUUCCCCGGGAAGGACAGGCGACUCUAAAGCCUCCGCAGCAUCUCUGGAGACAACCCCGCACCCCGAUCAAAAUCAAACACCGGGGUUACUCCGACACCGACCGGCAUCACCACCGGCACAUGGAGCGCUCCGACGCCGUGGAUACGAGCGACCGACCGGGACUGAAAAAGUCUCGGAUGUCCUGGCCGUCUUCUUUCCACGGGACCACAAACACAUCCAUCGGAAAUUGCGUCGGGAAUAAACGCUUUGAUUCGGAGAAUGGUCCCUCGCCAGGCCGCAGUCCCAUGGAUUCGCAGGCGAGUCCUGGGUUGGUGCUCCACCCUUCUUUCCCCCAGAGUCAGCGUAGGGAGUCCUUCCUGUACCGCUCGGACUCAGACUACGACACGUCCCCCAAAACCAUGUCACGCAACUCCUCCAUCAACAGUGAGGGGCACGCCGAAGACAUGAUCGUCACCCCUUUCGCUCAGGUGUUGGCCAGCCUACGAACUGUAAGAAGCAACUUCACCAUCCUCGCCAAUGUCACAACACCCACUAACAAGAGGUCACCAGUGACAAGCCAACCCACUGUUCCCCAAGCUACACUCUCUGAGGAGACAUACCAGCAGAUGGCUCGGGAGACUCUGGAGGAGCUGGACUGGUGUCUGGACCAGCUGGAAACCAUUCAGACCCAUCGCUCAGUCAGCGAGAUGGCCUCCAACAAGUUCAAGAGGAUGUUGAACAGGGAGCUGUCCCAUUUGUCAGAGAUGAGUCGCUCAGGGAACCAGGUGUCAGAAUACAUCUCCACUACCUUUCUAGAUAAGCAGAACGAGGUGGAGAUCCCAUCCCCGACCUUGAGGGAGAGGGAGAAGCCCAUGUGUCACAUCAGCGGUGUAAAGAAGCUCACGCACAGUUCCAGCCUUUCCAACUCCGCCAUGCCUCGCUUUGGCGUGAAGACUGAACACGAGGAUGCGUUAGCCAGGGAGCUGAAUGACUUGAACAAGUGGGGCCUUAAUAUCUUUCGUGUGGCAGAAUUCUCCAAUAACCGACCCCUCAGCUGCAUAAUGUUUGCCAUCUUCCAGGAAAGAGAUCUACUGAAAACCUUUCGGAUCCCUGUGGACACAUUUGUCACCUAUGUGAUGACCCUGGAGGACCACUACCAUGCCAAUGUGGCCUACCACAACAGCCUCCACGCUGCAGAUGUCACUCAGUCUACUCAUGUACUGCUAUCCACGCCAGCUCUAGAUGCUGUGUUCACUGAUCUAGAGAUUCUAGCUGCGUUAUUUGCCGCUGCCAUCCACGAUGUGGACCAUCCAGGAGUGUCCAACCAAUUCCUUAUAAACACCAACUCAGAAUUAGCCCUGAUGUACAAUGAUGAGUCUGUGUUGGAGAACCAUCACCUAGCUGUGGGCUUCAAGCUGCUUCACGAGGACAACUGUGACAUCUUCCAGAACCUUAGCAAGAGGCAGAGACAGAGUCUGAGGAAACUUGUUAUUGACAUGGUUUUGGCCACAGAUAUGUCAAAACACAUGAGUUUGCUGGCAGAUCUCAAGACUAUGGUAGAAACCAAGAAAGUGACAAGUUCUGGAGUAUUGCUGCUUGACCACUACACUGAUCGGAUACAGGUGUUGAGGAACAUGGUGCACUGUGCUGACCUGAGCAAUCCCACAAAACCCCUGGCUGUGUAUCGACAAUGGACGGAGAGAAUCAUGGAGGAGUUCUUCAGGCAGGGAGACAAGGAGCGGGAACGAGGGAUGGAGAUCAGUCCCAUGUGCGAUAAACACACCGCAUCUGUGGAAAAGAGCCAGGUGGGCUUUAUUGACUACAUUGUCCACCCACUGUGGGAGACAUGGGGGGACCUGGUGCACCCUGACGCCCAGGACAUCUUAGACACUCUGGAGGACAACAGGGACUGGUACCAGAGCACUAUCCCGCAAAGCCCUUCGCCACCUCCUGUGGGCCAGGACAAGGAUCUAAACGCCUGCAUGGAAAAGUUUCAGUUUGAGCUCACCCUCGAGGACAGCUCUCAGAGAGAUCAGGGAGAUGAGGGUGACAAGCCUACGCCGAACCACGUGGUGCAGGACUGCAAUCAGGGGGAGGAGGAGGAAGAGGAGGAGGAGGAGGGUAAAAAGGAAGAGGAGGAAGAAAUAAUGGCUGAGGAGGAGAAUGAGGACAUAAUAGAGGAGGAAGAUGAGGUGGCAAUGGAAGAAGAGGAGGUGGAAGAGGAGCAGGAGGAGGAGCUGAAAGCUCAGCUGGAGGUGAGAUCUGAAAAGGAGAGACUUUCUGACACAAGUCCUGUAGAGGAAGAGGAGGAUUCUUCUUCACAAGCUGAAGAUACAUGAGUUCUGCUCCUGUAUCUCCCUCCUCACUUGCACACAUUAUCUUGUUCAUCCUUUCAAUGGCCAAACCAAGAACAAAUAAGACUGCAAUGACAAUACAGACCUUUAAAUAUAUUUUUCAAAAAGGGAAUAAAUUAAAAUCGCUUAAAGAGAAGUUAAUUACACAGCAACUGUAGAUUUGGAGUGGUGACGAGACCUUCGACUGAUUUCACAACGAACUUUAGACCGAGAGGAAUUUAGAAGAGCAUUAACGAUGGGCAACUGAAGACAGCGUAGCACUCUGGGACUGGAAUGCACACACAUAAACACACAUAAAGUGACACAAUAAUACAUGAGAAACAAAAGCAGGAGUAAGUCAUGUGGAACACACCGGUGCAGUGGGUGUACAUGCAUGCAUCAGUCAUGCAGUACAAUUGCAGUACACUUACACUUACACACAGACACACACACAUGCACACACACACUUGACUGUAUGUUUGUAUGUGUGCAUUUAUAUGAGGGACACUGAUCAGUAAAGAAUCUCUUUGGAAAAAGCCAUCUCUCAAUGGAGUAUUAACUAGUGUUCAGUCAGUAUUAGUAAUUCAUGUUUGUUAGAAUCUCAAGAGAAAACUGUUCUCCUCAGAAAAGCUACAGUCCGAGUGACUUUUUUUCCAUUUCUGUCGGAAAGAAAAAUAAGAAAAUUCACAGAGUUGGCGGAGGAGGAGAGAAAGAGAGAAAUCGAAGGAAAGGAAGAUGCUGCGAUGAAGGGGCCGCCGGGUCCCAUACCCCUUUUCCCUUUACAAGGAGAGUGCUACUGGUGCAAGAUGGCUCUGUGCCUUUCUGAAACACCAGCUUCCUGAAUGGAGCUGUCGUGAAGCAAUGCAUUGUGGGACAGGAGUGUCUUGAUUUUGUUAUCAUUUUUGAUUGUCUCUUGUUCAAGAUCUCUCUUUACUGUUCAUGGUAUUGUGGUGUGUAUCUCACACGUAGUUUCUGUGGUGACAUGUUUUAAGCUGUAAGUCUUCCUUUGUUGCUCUUCUGGUAAUAUAAUAACUCAGAACUCUAGAUGCAGAGCAAUCACUACCACCACCACAACCACCAGUGGACUCUUUCCAGCUUAUGGUUUUUUCUUAUUAGAAUGAUUUUUUUAAACUUUUCUGAGAAUAAGCCAUGUGAUGCUUUGAAGCAUAAGUUUUGCCUAUUUUCUAUUUAACAGUUGCUAGAUACGUUUGAAGGGAUAACAGAAUUAUUUCAUCAGCAGAACAAAAUUUUCACUCACCAUCUCACACUCCACUUGCACUGUGUGUUUAUGUCUCCUCAUGCUCAACAAUUCUCACCAAAGUAAAGGAUGAGAAACUUCAGUGGAUGAAGAUUUGAAGGAACACAGGUGAAUAAGAAAAUUCAGGGAGGUAGAAUGUCAGGGGAAAGAAAUGUGACUUGGUCAAAGGGAGGUCUGGCAGUACCUAAUCAUCCUUGUUAUGUUUGAUGCUUUUUUGCCUUAAUGUCAAAUGCAGGAUACAUACCUGCCAGUAUGUAGGUUUUUAAGAUAUAUGAUAGAUAUCCUAUUUAUAUCACGUCCGUAUGCUUAUUUCUGUGAGUAUCAGUGCGUCUAUACACAAUGUAUCCAGCAUUGCAUUCGGAGGGGAAAGGGAAACAUUGCUGCCAGUUAGUUGUUAUAUUGUUGCUGUGUUUGGACAAACAUAAAGAAUGUGUUUAUUUUUUUAUUUUUUAUUUUUUAAUCAGGACGGUCUUAAAGCUACCUGGAGGCAUGCAGAGAAAAUUAGCUGAUUUUGCAAGCGAUGAGAAUGAAUAAGGAUGUCCUUUGUUUGAAUCUGAACCAGAUAUCGAUUUGCUGACACGAUGGAGCUGAUGCGCGUGUUGUUUGUUUGCAUGGCUGCUUGUGUGGUCGUGAGUAAGCGAGCGAGUAACAGAAAGAGAGGGUAGGGCGCUCAAAGAUAUUGUUGUCAUACGUUGUUGUUGUUGUCAUUGUUCACUCACUGGCAUCACCACAUCUCGUCGAAUGACGUUUAGGAUCCAAUCAGUACAGCUUAAAUAGGUCACAGUUUGUUUAGGUGUUUGUUUUUCACAGGGUAGAAUAUAUAUAUAUAUAUAUAUAAAAUAAUAAUGAAAUAAAAGAACAUGAGUGUGGUUCUUUUGAAGGUAAGAGCAAGUUUCUGCAGGUCAGUAACUGAGCUUAUCUGAAGACACCACAGCUUGGUGCAACAGAAGCCUGUGUGUUUGACCUGCUCUGUCGCAGGAUGGAGCAGAGCUGUGGGGCCACCACACAGGCUUUCAUCUGGUGGAAUGGGAAUCCAGGAAUAUUACUGCAGUUACUUAAAUAAAAAAAGAUUCCCAUAUGCAUCGACCUUUUAUUUUAAAGAUGUUGCUUUGUUUUGUGGCUUCUUGUUCUGUCAUAAGCUAUAAAAACAUUAAUAUUUAAUUGCCAUACAAACACGAUACUGUAGCAAUUGUUUCUUAUUAAGAAAAUUAUUCAAUUUAUUGAUUGCUGCCAUUCUUUUUAAAUGAUGAAAAGAAAACCAUGGGAAGUGUUUUCUUUGAACAGUUUGUGUACAGUUUAUUUUUAUAUCAUUCUGGUGGAUGGUCUGGAAAAUGAAUCACGUGUUGAUGAUAUAGCUAUAAGCAUUACCACUCUUGUACAUAAUGUAAUAUUGGAUUGUAAAUUAUAAAUUUAUCCAAGUCAUAAUGAUUGACAAAUAACCACUUGAGGUUGUUAAGUGAACCACUGAAGCACUGCAGGCCACACCCUCACCUGUUCAUUCUCUGAUUAUAUUUUUUGCUCACUUGUGUGGACAUCCUGUCACGUUUUUUAAUUGUGCACAUUUAUUGUUAUAAUCAAAUAUAUUUGUACCAGCACUUUAUUUCGUCAGGUUUUGAGACAGACAGUGUGUUUCAGGUAGUGUACAGUCUGUGCUGGUGGUUUGGUCAUUGGCAGUCACUUGUUGAUUAUAUCCCACUGGGCCAAAUCACAAACCCUCAAUGUGCAGUAGUCAAUGUUAACCCCUUUCUAGAGGCACAAUCAAACAAAUUAGUCAUUCUCUAUUAAAUGUCCAUGUGAGAUUGAACUUAUUUGACUGAUACAGUCAAAUAUAGGCUGAUGUAGUCACAUAGGAUGGAUGUGACCUGUUCAAAGAAAAUAAAUGUGUCCUUAUCUAA